Molecule: messenger RNA, 808 nt
Organism: Candoia aspera
Lineage: Eukaryota; Metazoa; Chordata; Lepidosauria; Squamata; Candoiidae
Product: zinc finger protein 664-like
Exons: 1
Coding region: 193-774 (193 amino acids)
Biological process (GO): regulation of transcription by RNA polymerase II
Cellular component (GO): PcG protein complex; chromatin; transcription regulator complex
Molecular function (GO): DNA-binding transcription factor activity, RNA polymerase II-specific; RNA polymerase II cis-regulatory region sequence-specific DNA binding
Source: RefSeq, a predicted model, not a curated record
ACAGGGGAGAAACCAUACCAAUGCAGGGAAUGUGGGGAGAGUUUCAGGUGGAGCCAUCACCUCACUUAGCAUAAAAGGAUCCACACAGGGGAGAAACUGUAUCAAUGCUUGGUCUGUGGAAAGAGUCUUAAUAGUAACAGUUCUCUUACUUCUCAUGGAAGGAUCCAUACAGGGGAGAGACCAUAUAUAUGUAUGGAUUGUGGAAAGAACUUUUCUAAUAAUUCAUCUCUUAGUAGACAUAAACAUAUCCAUACAGGUGAAAAAUCAUAUAAAUGCACGGAGUGUGGAAAGAGCUUUAGUAGUAAUAGUUCUCUUACUUCCCAUCAAAGUAUCCACACCGGGGAGAAACUAUACAAAUGUAUGGAAUGUGGAAAGAGUUUUAGUAAUAACAGUUCCCUUACUUCUCAUAAAAGGAUCCACACAGGGGAGAGACCAUAUAAAUGCAUCAAGUGUGGAAAGAGUUUCAGGAGUAACAGUUCUCUUUCUUCACAUCGAAGGAUCCACAAAGGGGAGAAACCAUAUAAAUGUAUGGAGUGUGGUGAGAGCUUCAGAUGGAACAAUCAACUAACUCUUCAUAAAAGUUGCCAUACAGGGGAGAGGCCAUAUAAACGUGUGGCAUGUGGGAAGUGUUUCAGGACAAGUGGUGAACAUACUUCCCGUAAAAGAAGCCACACAGGGGAGAAGCCAUAUAAAUGCUUUGAGUGUGGAGAGAGCUUCAGAAGGAGCCAUCAGCUUAGUUCACACGCAAGGAUCCACUCAAGUGAGCAUCCAUAGAAAGACUAAAUUUAUUUGGUUUACUCCUUGUGUA